CUGAAUAUGUCUUAAACAGAAUUUUAAAAAAUGAUUUUCCUGCUUUUGAUUGUUUCAACACCGCAUUUUUGCAUCUCAAUAACGAUGACUGGCACACAUACUAUACACUUUCGGGGAAAUUCCACGUAUUCUGGAACUUUUACGUAUCGGGGAAAUGUAUCUUCUUCUGACAGGUCUCUGUUGAUAUCAGAGUUAGCACCAGGAAAAGGAGACACAUCCCUUCGCGUAUGUGCUGCUGAAUGUCACAGUAAUUUGGACUGCAAUGCUGUAGAAAUUUGUUCAUCUGCGACAGCAAAUGUCUGUCGAUUCAGCCGUAAAAUAACCACGUCCCUGACUACUGGAAAGGAUACUUGCUCUCGUUAUGAAUUGGAACACACGUGUGGAUGGGAUUCCUACUUUGAUCGGCGGAAGAAUAUUUGCCAAUGCGUUUUAGAUUGUGAAUGUGACGCUGUUACGCCUUCGAUCGGCAGCAUGGAGAUUCAUAAUGUGAAACUAGAUGGGCAGAUGUUCUUAGCCAACUGCAUGAAUUCUACUGGACACAUUUGGACGAUGAUACAGCGGAGAGUUGACGGAUCUGUGAACUUCUACAGAGGUUGGGCAGAAUAUAAAAGUGGAUUUGGUGACCUCAACUCCGAGUUUUGGAUAGGGCUAGAUAACAUCCGGUUAUUGGUUAACAAUGGUUAUACAGUUCUCCGUGUUGAGUUGGAGGAAUUAAAGGAGUCUGUGUAUGCAGAGUAUGACAAUUUCUAUAUAGCAGGAGAAGACGACAAAUAUCGGAUCCACGUCUCUGGUUACAAAGGAAAUGCUGGUGAUGGAAUUUCAUGUUCACUGCAAUACUGCAACAAUAAUGCGCAGUUCACCACGUACGAUGAGGAUAACGACAGCAGUGCAUCAUCAAAUAAUGCUCAACUAUGGAGAGGAGCGUGGUGGUAUCACUCGGGCCAUACCUCCAACCUGAAUGGAGAGUAUGGUAACAACAACCACGGACAAGGCAUGAACUGGUAUUUCUUCAAAGGAUGGAAAAACUCAUUGUCAGCUACCCGCAUGAUGCUUCGCCGUGCCUAAAUCGUAUCCGUGGACCAUCAGGGUUACUCGAUUGAAAUAAUGCUUUGUCAUGACGCUGUACCGAGGACACUAUAUUGGAUAAGCAUGUGUUGAGCGACUUAUUUGGAAUUUUGUAGAUUUACAUUUUGUUUCCACUGUAGAAUUGAUCUAUAAUUUAAAGGAGCACGGGAAAUGUGAAUCAUUU
Molecule: messenger RNA, 1249 nt
Organism: Ostrea edulis (European flat oyster)
Lineage: Eukaryota; Metazoa; Mollusca; Bivalvia; Ostreida; Ostreidae
Product: ficolin-1-like
Exons: 6
Coding region: 31-1065 (344 amino acids)
Source: RefSeq, a predicted model, not a curated record